This is a messenger RNA of Schistosoma haematobium, 704 nucleotides long. RefSeq lists its product as uncharacterized. The record is from RefSeq and is a predicted model, not a curated record. The annotation marks the transcript as partial. Lineage: Eukaryota; Metazoa; Platyhelminthes; Trematoda; Strigeidida; Schistosomatidae. The transcript is spliced from 3 exons.
CGACGGGAACAACGUUUACGAAAGUUUCAACGAAAUAAUAACGCUUUAUUUCAGUUGAAAAAAUGUUCAAAUUUAUGCCAUUCUCCAUCUAAUCAAACUGGUGUUCAGCUGAAAGAUAACCAACCAUUAGAAAUCGGACAAUUAUUUCCUGAUCAGUAUGGCGAUCAUGAUCAAGAUGGGAUUGUGGAAAAAGAAGCACGUGAUGAUGAAAUUAGUAGAUUGAGACCUUUUCGUCUACUUGGUAAAUCCCCUUAUCUGAUACAAAUGAUCAUGAUGAUCAGUCUGUCAAAAAAUGUGAUCAGAUUAAUAAAAGUGUUUUAGUGAAUAUUCAUAAUCAUUUAGACGAGAAUAAUAAUAAUUGUUUUUAUCAUAAAUCGUCAAAUUGGACAUCAUCUAUGGUUAAUUUGAAUGAACGAAAUAUGUCUGAAUUGUCUGAUAUCUCACUUUGGUAUAGUUUACAAACUCGUCGAAAACAUCCUUUCACUGAAAAACAAGAUAAUCAACAAAAUGAAAAAAUUCACAUAGAUGAUGAUGAUGACAACGAACAACAAUUAUUUAUUCGUGGUGCUAAUAUCAUUUUAGUACGAAUUAUUUCUGAGAAUUAAUUACAAAAUUGAACGAAAGAAUUGAGAGAAUUCUCCGUCGUGUUUUUUGUUUGCUUUUCCAUUCAAUCUCAUCCUAUUUGUAAUUUUGAUUAAAUGAAU